GUGGAUAUCAGUACGCGGGCGUUUGUGAUACUGGUGAGUUCACUUUGUGACGCGGAUUCGCACACCAGAAUAAAUUCUGGCCUCAGAGGGAAUUCCAUUUGGCUCUGGCAAUCUCAAUAUCUCAGUCACUCUGCGACCGUCGUCUGGCUUAAAUCGUGUGCAUGUGUUCCCAUUUACUCACUCCGGAGAAGAAUUCCUUAAGCAUGAGAAGGCCUCUUCAUUGACUGGGUGAAGAGCCUCUUCAAGAUUAUUAUCACACACCACCAGUAUUGACAUUUAAAAUUGUGUUUUUGCAGUUCUCCUUUUUUCCACGGAGUUUGUAAAGUGCGAAUCAAAACAAAUAAGAAGCGAAAAAAAUAUUGAUAAGUCAUAAAAGUGGCACUGCCGCAAGUGAGGUGACAUUUAAGCGCAAGAAAAGCCAUAUGAUAGUGUUAAUCGUGGCACAAUAUAUUGGAUGCAAGAGAGUUCAAGCGAUCGAUUGUAUUGGCAUUGGUGUUAAUUGAAUUUGAAAGUGUGCAAUCUGUUAAUUAACUGAAAUUACACUCUCGGUGUGUCUAUAAUCCACCUGGUGAGCACAUAAAAAUUGGGAUCAUUCGUGUCAAGUUCAGCCACCCAAUUUAAUCGUCAUGUGGGUGAAACCGGUGCACUUUUGACGAUCAGCAUCUCCGAAGAGAGUCACCAAACUAAGUCCAGUCGUCAUCGUCCAUCGCACAGAUCCAGUGAGGGACAGAGGCUUUUCUCUGCGGACAGAGUCCACCAGCUGAGGAGGGCACAAGAGGCAAAAUGAUGAGUUCCAGCUCCACAACCACGACCACAACUGAACAUCCGCUGGUGCAGAAGCGCCUCGAGUGUCUGGAGGAGCUCAACAAAUCCACCAGCACGAUGGAGGACGGCACAUAUUGUCCGGGAACAUUUGAUGGAUGGCUGUGUUGGCCAAACACGCCAGCAGGAACCGCAGCAUUUGCUCCAUGUCCAGAAUUCGUCACAGGUUUCGAUCCAGCACGUUAUGCCCACAAGGAAUGCAGUUCGGAUGGAGUUUGGUAUAAGCAUCCUCUCACAAAUAAAACGUGGUCCAACUACACAACGUGCGUUAAUUACGAUGACUUUGAAUGGAGGCAGCAAGUCAAUUUAAUAUAUGAAACAGGAUACUCGAUAUCCCUGAUUGCCAUCCUGCUGUCUUUAGUGAUUUUAGGCUAUUUUAGGUCCCUCAAGUGUUCCAGAAUUACAUUACAUAUGAAUCUGUUUUCAUCCUUCGCCGCCAACAAUUCCCUGUGGCUGCUCUGGUAUCGAGUCGUCUUAGGAUCACCAGAAGUUCUUGAGCAAAAUGAAGCUGGCUGUGUCGUGCUCCACCUGGUGCUCCACUACUUUCUCCUCACAAAUUACGCCUGGAUGCUCUGCGAGGGCUUCUACCUUCACACAGUCCUCGUGGCGGCGUUCGUGUCGGAGAAGAAGCUCGUGAAGUGGCUCAUUUGGCUGGGAUGGGGCGCUCCUGCCAUUGUCAUAGUGCAGUAUGGACUUUUAAGAGGAUUACACGGAGAUGAAACAGACACAGUGCAGUGUUGGGCCAAUGAGACGUCGUACACGAACAUACUUGUUGCACCUGUGGUCAUAUCGAUGCUACUUAAUCUCCUGUUCCUCUGCAACAUUGUGCGAGUGCUGCUGCUGAAGCUCAAAGCGCCGGCCGGGCCACAAGGCGGAGGACCUUCCAGGACCGUGCUGCAGGCAUUCAGGGCCACCCUCCUUCUCGUUCCUCUUCUGGGUCUGCAAUACAUCUUGACACCCUUUCGUCCGGCGCCGGGACAUCCGUGGGAGCGCGUUUACGAGACUGUAUCAGCUUUUACGGCCUCAUUUCAGGGUUUGUGCGUCGCCUCGCUGUUCUGCUUCUUCAAUGGCGAAGUGAUGGCUCAGGUCAAGCGAAAAUGGCGAACACUGUUUUUUCGGCCACGGGCAAAUUCAUACACGGCGACCCAAGUUUCGAGCGCAGGUAACGGCAGCUCCGUGGACGAUGAUAAUCACAAUGAGCGUCUCGAAUUGGUGACAAGAACACAAGCGGUCACUCACCAAGAGGACGCCAAAGAGUCACUCAUUCACCACGAGACAAUCGCCGACAACAUGAAUCCCUCCACCAGCACAACGGCCAAUGGAGGCAGCCACAAAGUGACAUUCACCAGCAACACAAAUCCAUUGCCACCGUCGCCAAGGGAUGAUCAUCUGUAGUGGAAAUGUCGUCCAUCGAGUCAAGAGAAGGACGCACUUUGCGGCUCUACCGCAGAAUGAAUAGAAGAAAAUGCUCUUUCAACUUAAAACGCGGGGACAAUUCUUAGGAAAAAAAACACAAACAAACCUCCAAAGUGCCAUAGAUUUAGGGGUGGGAGAAAAGAAGUGUUGAGAAAAAGAUACUGAAUUUUAUUGCGUGUAUUUAGAAGAUAUUUAGAACUUUUAUGAAUGAAAAUAGUUAGGAAAUUAUUGACCAUUCUCAAGAGGUUUGUAGUCAUCAUUCUGAAAUGGAAAUUGUGAGGCAACUCGUGAAAAUACUGAAAAAUAUAUAUAUUUGUGAUAUAUUUUUCUCUGACUUUUGUUCAAGGGAGAGAAAUUUUGAGUUUCAAUAAUUUUCUUUCCUAAGAAAAUAUCAAACUGUUGAGUUCAUGAAUGUUCAGAGUAAAUUGUAACUACAAAAGUAUAAUAAAUAUACCAUCAUGGAUGUUAGAAAUAAUCCAAUCACAAGAGGCAAAAAAAAUCAUCAAUUUGAAGACUCUAAAACUCCUCUGCAGACAUUCAAGACAGCUGAAAUGCCUCUUGUGAUGAGCAGAAAUUAAAAGGAAACGAAUUUAAUGUUACUACGUAUUUAGAAGAUAUUUAUUGCGUCUUAAUACAAUGUGAAACAGGAAGAUAUUCGUGUACAUAAAUUACGCUUUAAUUUAAUGAUAAACUGAAUGUAAAACUUUGAAGAGUGCUUAUCAAGAAAAUAUGAGAAAAAAAUUGUAAAAAAUGUGUCGAUAGAAAAUUAAAAAAGUUGCAAAAUGAA
This is a messenger RNA of Phlebotomus argentipes, 3025 nucleotides long. Its product is annotated as calcitonin gene-related peptide type 1 receptor-like. The record is from RefSeq and is a predicted model, not a curated record. Gene Ontology annotation, cellular component: plasma membrane. The coding region runs from base 784 to 2217 and encodes 477 amino acids. Gene Ontology annotation, molecular function: calcitonin receptor activity. Gene Ontology annotation, biological process: adenylate cyclase-modulating G protein-coupled receptor signaling pathway; cell surface receptor signaling pathway. NCBI's taxonomy places the organism in Eukaryota, Metazoa, Arthropoda, Insecta, Diptera, Psychodidae. The transcript has 11 exons.